Messenger RNA from Capsaspora owczarzaki ATCC 30864, 3852 nucleotides. RefSeq lists its product as hypothetical. The transcript has a single exon. The record is from RefSeq and is a predicted model, not a curated record. NCBI's taxonomy places the organism in Eukaryota, Filasterea, Ministeriida, Capsasporidae. Bases 1 to 3852 code for a protein of 1283 amino acids. Gene Ontology annotation, biological process: regulation of DNA-templated transcription. Gene Ontology annotation, molecular function: sequence-specific DNA binding; zinc ion binding; protein binding.
AUGGCAGCCGCAGCCCAAGCCAAAGCCCAAGCCAAAGCCAAAGCCAGAGCAUCACUGGAGCGACCUUGGGUGACGCCGAGACGCGCGCGGCCGACCCUGCUCGCUCUUGUGCUCCUCUGCCUGCUGUCCUUGCUGUCCUUGCUGUCCUUCACCGCAGCCCAAGAGACCGCCACCGCGUCGCCUACGCCAUCGUCGUCGCAGCCAGACGCCCUGUCAUGGAGCGUGGAGUACGUGUGCAAUGCGAAUCCAACCAGCCCCAUUGCCAUCUCACAGCAAAGCGCCACCGCAGUCAGCUCGCGAGUCGCCGAGGUGGACGAUGUCCAUGUAUGGAUUUAUGGCGGCUCGAAUGUGGACGACGGCGCGCCAGUCACCGCUCUGAGACACUUGUUCAUUAACGACACCUUCUCCAAGACGACCGGAGAUCCGCUGCCCGCGCGGAUUGCUGCAGAGUGGCGGCACCCGAAUCAGACAGGAAACGUCCCUGCGAGCCGCGACCUCGCCGCAAUGGUCAUGCUGUCCUAUGGAACGGAAGCGUAUCUCCUGUUGGCGGGCGGCGCGGUUGGCGGCGGCGAUAUUGCGUUAAACAUGUCCAUGUACCGCAUUUCAACUGGGGUUUGGUCAGAGCCCAGCUUCAACAGCAAUCCGACAGCAGCAAUUCCGCCACAUCUCAAGGACCUGCAUAGCGACCCGUGGAAGCUGCUUGCCCGUGUCGGCGCAACAUUGACGCCUGUGCAAGUGGUCGAUUCUUCGCCCCCGGCGUCAGCAAUCAUGGUUGGUGGCAUGUCUUCCUCCGCUGGAGUCUGUAGCGACGCGAACACGACGCUUGCAAUCCACCUCAAUGCCGCAGAUCCGACAUGGGAAGUCAUAGACCUCGAGACCGCGCCUCCCUGCCUGCCAGCCCCAGUCGUGUCUCAGCACUCCGCCGUGUACUCGACAAAGAAGACCGUACUAUUUGUGUUUGGCGGCCGCAACUGCAGUUCUGAAACGUCAGCGCUCCUCUACAAGUUCGACCUGAUGUCGUCUUGCUGGACGGAACUCUGCCAAACCGCUGCGUGCCGAGCAAGCAGGCCACCGCCACUGUUCAGUCACUCGGCUGUGUUGGUGAACAACGGCCGCGACAUGUUUGUGGCCGGCGGCUUUUCCGACCUCGGAACCAACCAGGAUGUCUGGUAUUACAGCGUCCAGUUUGACAUGUGGCAACGAGUCAAGCUCGAUCCCCGCUCCCCCUUGUUUCCUUUCAGCAUGACUGCCAUGUUUGACUACAGCGGCCACAUUGUUUUGCCUGGAGUCACCUUGGACGACCAAUCCCCCAGUCAGUAUUACGGAACGUUUCUCAACCAGCUGCACCAAUGUGACGACCUUUCGGUUUGCCAAACCCCGCCCCUGCAUCACCUUCCCCUCCAGAGGCCGUACCCGCUCUACCCGCCCAGUCCAGCAAGUUCAUCCCCUCCCGCAAGUUCAUCCCCUCCGCCGUCCACUUCUGCUGCAGUCACGUUCACGGAUUUCCUUGGCUCGACAUCCACUUCUACUGCAUCUACAUACACAGAGUUCACUCGCUCAGCAUCCGCGUCUGCUUCAUUUCUGCCUUCGCCGUCGGCUUCACUCGCGACUCCAACGGCGGUCAAUGCCACCUCCGCCGCCUCGGACACUCCGACAUCCUUCUCAGCAACGCUUCCCCCAGCAUCCUUCGUCUCAACAACGCCUACCCCAAAAUUCCCCUCCUAUGCCACGCCCACCCCAACGUCCUCCAAUUCCAACACGACAUUUUCCUCGACGGAGAAUUUGAGCGCCGGCGAGACGUCCGCCGUUGUGGGCAUUCUCAUUGCCUCGGCAGCCGGUGUGGUUGCGACCGUCGGUUCCCAUGUGGCUGCUGCAAUGGCUUUGAUGAGCGGCAGCAAGCGGAAGGCGAGCCUGCUGGAUCGCGACGACGUGUUGAUCUUUGCCGUCUUGAUCUCCUCGGCUCGCGAAGGCUUGCUCGACCCCAUCAUGGUUUUACUCGAGCAGGAGGAUGUGCGCGAGCGCAUCAUCAACGAAACAGACCAGCAAGGCGCAACCGCCCUCCUGCACGCCACGGCCGCAGGCCACUUGAACGUGAUGGCAGCACUCCUUGAGCGCGGCGCCUCCAUUGGCAUGCCCAACGAAGAAGGAAUGACGGCGUUGCAUCUUGCGUGCGAGUACCGCCAGCAUGAGGCUGCCAUGUUCCUCAUCGAGAAGAGCGCGCCGCUCGAAGCACGCGACAUGGACGGCCAAACUCCCUUGUUCACCGCCUGUGCUGUUGGAGACGCUGUGCUUGUGGGCCAGCUGCUUGACAAGGGCGCCAACAUGGACAGUUCUGACAGCUCUGGCACGAGCCCACUCAUGCUGGCCAUCCAGUACGGGUUUGAGGAGGUGGCGCUGUUGCUUUUGGCGCGCGGUUGCAACCCAAACAUUGAGGAUCGACGUGAAUGGACUGCGCUGCACUGGGCAGCCGCUACCAACUGCUGCAGCGUGGUGGAGGCCAUCUGCACAGACUACCUCUAUCAGGUGCGAAUCGAGUCGGUGACCAACGAUGGCCGCACCGCCCUCGACCUGGCCACACGCGAAAGCCACCAGCACGCCAUUCUCAUGCUGGAAGCCGCUGCGCGUGCUGUCGCAACCGGCGAAAAGUUUGUCGCCGACCCCACCAUGAUAUCGCCACAAUCGGUGUCUGUCAGUGGCGGUGGCAGCAGCCAUCGCAGCGUUGCCAGCCCAACGACGACAGUGCAUACUUCAGACGUGUCCACCGGCGUGACUUCGCCCAGCAUUUCUGUCUCGACAACGGUGCCGUUGGGGCUCGAUCCCGACCUGUUGGCAGGUGUGGCCGACUUGCAAACGCUCCUCUCCCCCGACAACCUGGACGGCAUCGAUGCCACGAUGGCGGUUGAUCACGACGUGGACUUGAUGCGCCUGCUCGUGGGCUCGCCCAGCUUGAGUCCUGAGACGACGUCGUCCUUGCAAUUUUCCGACUCUCUGCCCCAUGAGCUCCUGGACAAUCGUCACUUGCUUGGCGCACCGUCGAACGCGGGGCUGUCCCAACCAAACGAACUGUCACCUCUGUCGCUUUCUCCAGCGGCCUCGCACAGCGUGUCGGUGAGUGCCAGCUCGAGCUCUGGGCUCUCGUCCCCGAGUCGGCUGCUGCCUGGCACGCAGUCCCCUGUCGAGCCGAAGCCACGCGGCCGCCCGAAAGCCAAUGCCACUGCGGCAAGCGCCGCGGCAGUGGUCAAACCAGAGCCGCCGUCGUCCGACGCAGCCGGCGUUGGCCUCUUCAACACGGUUCCCGGCAGCUCAAUCGCGAGCACGCUCGGCCACGAUCCCAACUCGAAAGUGUGCCUGCACUGCGGCCUGACCAAGACGCCGCAGUGGCGCAAGGGUCCUGAUGGCGACACGUCGCUGUGCAACUCGUGCGGCCUCAAGUACGUGCGCAAGAUCAAAAAGCUCCGCGACAAGGGCAUGUCCGAACAGGAGGCACUGGCGCUCGCUGCCCUGCCGCCCACAAAGCGUCCGCGUCGCAAGCGGUCGUCGCGCAACGGAUCCCGCGAUGGCUCCAAGUCCAACUCUGCCCAGGUUUCGCUUUCCGCCGGCACGGGCCAGCCCAUCCUCGCGGAGGCCACGACGCUCGCCCUAGCUGCGCAGCAGCUGCAAAACUCGAUUGCCAGCCCCCUCGGCGGACAGAGCGCCCUGGAUCGCUUGUUCGACCCCUCCAGCCCCUCCCACAACUUUGAUCUCCGGCAGUUUGACGAAGGCGACGAAGAUGACGACGACGACGAUGAUGAUGAUGAUGGCGAUGCGCAGGUGAAUCAUUUGCUGCACUCCAUCCAGCCGAUGCAAUUUUGA